GCCUGUUGCUUAUACAAGCUGCAUUUGCAGCCGCCGGCAGCGACUGCCUCUGCAUAUAACGGGGCUGCUCUCCCCGACGAGGUUUCUGCAAAGGCGAACAAUCAUGAGGGCCAGUGCAUUCGCUGUCACACUCGUUGCCAUCGCGCCCAUUGUUGUAGACGCGGGGCUCGUUUCAACCGUGGCUAAGGCUGUUGCAAAAGUGCCGAAGCCAGCCGCCAAGAUAGCACUAGGAGCCGUAGAACGCGUAGGUGACAUAGCUAAUAUAGGGAUGGAGCUGGCAACGUCAGGGAAGACACAAGGAUUGCCUGGAUCGUCUGGCUCCUCUGGCCCACCCGAUGAAUUCGGUGGUAGCGCAAACAGAGAUUGCGGUGAGUGCAGCUGCAGCCUCGUUUGGGAAAAGAAACCUAAAGAUUCGAGAAGCUGCAGAAUAGAGGCCACGUUGAAGUGUACGUGCAACCAUGGUACGUGCAAAACAAAGCAUGCUGCUCUCUGCAUCGCUGGUUUAGCUUCUUAGGAGUAAGGUAUGCGUCUGGUACAGAUUUCUUGCUUUCUGAUCAAUAAAUAUCAACCUACGUUCCGGC
Dermacentor albipictus is the source of this 581-nucleotide messenger RNA. The record is from RefSeq and is a predicted model, not a curated record. NCBI's taxonomy places the organism in Eukaryota, Metazoa, Arthropoda, Arachnida, Ixodida, Ixodidae.